Messenger RNA from Condylura cristata (star-nosed mole), 3294 nucleotides. Its product is annotated as spermatogenesis-associated protein 31A6. The record is from RefSeq and is a predicted model, not a curated record. Lineage: Eukaryota; Metazoa; Chordata; Mammalia; Eulipotyphla; Talpidae. Bases 1 to 3294 code for a protein of 1097 amino acids. The transcript is spliced from 6 exons.
AUGGAGAAUUACCUCUUUCCUCUGAAAAGCAGUAGUGCUACCUGGCUGGGCUCUGUCCCUAAUUCUUGGGUGAUCGAUACCAUCUUUGCCUUCCUGUGUGGACUGGGGCUCUUUCUUCUGUUACUCCCUUGCCUCCAGGUUUCUCCAUCCUUACCAUCUAGGAAACAUAGAAACAUCAGGGAGCAUCAAAGGGAGCCACGGGGGAGAAAAAGGAGCAGCAAGAAUAGUCAAACUGUGGAAGCUUGUAGAGAUUGCCUGAAAGAACUGGAGGCGGCUCGCAACCUGAUUUCACUUCUGCAAAGUCCUCCUGGCACUUUCUGCUCCUGGUUGCAGCGUGUGCCUCCUAUCUUCUGCAGCCAACUGGAGAAGUGCCAUGACAGGGGAGGCUUUUGUCAUCCUUUAAGUCAAGACUACCCAGAUGAGAUGUGCAAAGCAGCACCUGCUGGAUCACGCUGGCCAUGCAUGGAACAUGCCGACAAUGAUGUCACCCCAAUGUUCCCGUCACCUUCCCCAGCUCCUCCAAAUGAGCACUCUCUACCUCUGGCCUCCACCUUACCACAGGGUCCAAAGACCUCUUUAUUAAGCUCCAUUAGUUCACAGUCAUCCAUGAAUGCCUCUGAGUCAAUAGAGCCUUUCUUUCCCCCAGAAUGCCUUUCCCCUUCCCUGCCAGACCCCCUUGAGUCGGGGGCCAGUCCUUCACCUCUCCCAGUUCCCACUGCAUCACUGCCAUUAGACUUCACUCUGACUCUUCCUCAGGGUGACUCUUUGGCACUCCCACUGCACACCUUCCCACAGAGCUCAUCUCUACAUACCUGUCGGCCAUUUUCACCCAUCCCAGUCAUUUCAGGUAUUGACCACCUAAGUUGUCCCGUAUCAGCCAUGACCUGGUGGCAGAAAGCCACCAAAGCCUUAUGCUUCUCAACUUCAUCACACUGUGAGUCCCAGGAAGAGCAUCUUUCCUGCCACUCACCAGGGGCCUUGUUCUGUGAAGACUCCAUUAACAGACAGACAGAGACUGGCAGCCUCUCUCUGCUCAGUUGCAAUGACCAGGAGCUCCUGGAGAGACAAGCCACAAAUAGAGUAAAGGUCAAGGCUUGGAAAGAAAAAGAAGAUGGAUCAUAUUCAAAACAAAUGAAUCCAGAAGACCACCUAAAUUCUUUGGGUAACAUAUUUAAAUCACUGGAUGCUAACCAAAACACCAGAACUCCCCAGCCCAUCUGGAGUACAGAAGUCAAACCAGAACAUCUGCCUGCCUCUCAGCAGCUGUCAUAUCCCAAGGUCUUAGAAGACCAUCUACAACAGAAAUACAACCAACUUUUCUGGGGUCUCCCUUCUCUUCACAGUGAAUCCUUGGUGGCUACUGCCUGGAUCUCUGAGAGCUCUUCAGCACUUCAGUCUCCUUCUUUCUUAUUCAAUGGAAUUACAAAUGCCUGUCCAGUCCAAAUUCAAGCUAAAAUAUCACCAUUGCUUUCCCAGUCCCAACCCUUGUCACAUCUGGAGUUCCCAUCUCAACACUUAAUUCCAACGAUACCUCAAUUUCAGCCCCUAUCUCAGUGUCAGGUUCAGAUACAGGUCCCUAUUCAAUCUUCUCUCCCAAACCUAACACCUUCAUCCCAGAUCAGAGAUUGUGGAACAUCUUGUUUUACGACCCAAAAUGAGCCACAAUCUCCCAUCCCAACAGAGAUUCAGCAUCUGAAAUGGUCCUUAUUGCACAAGCAACUAGAAUGUGGGUGGACUUUAUCUUCUGUAGUCAAAAGAUCUCAGGAAAUCUUUAGUGUCUUCAAUGUCAACCUUUCCGAGGACAAUUGGGUGGUCUCCAUUCUUCCUGAGAAUUUCCCAAUCAGUCCUGAACUCCGAAAGCAACUAGAGCAACACCUCCAAAAAUGGCUCAUCCAACACUGUUGGGAGCUGCCCCAAAGGAUCCAAGAAUCUCUGGAACUAAAGCAGCUUCAGUGUAACUUACCAAAUAUAAAUCAGUAUGACUUACCAAAUACAAAGGGAAAGCAUGGAAGGUCACAGACCUCUCUAUUUAUAGGUGAAAGCAGCAAGAGCACACAGAAGGUGGGGUUCCAGCUAAGCAAAGAUGUGGGCCAGGGUCUCGAGCAUAUCCUAGGAAAGGUCUCAAAAGAUAAAUCCACGAGCUCAGCAGUUUCUUUUGUAAAGGACUGGGGGGUGAACUUUGAAGAGUCAGACAAUGACCUUAGACCCUCGAGUAGUGAGUCAUCCAGUGAUGAACAUGUUCUCAAAAGAUAUUUGGGCGAUAAGUCAGGGCAGAUCAGAGAGGAUUUUAUACAGCGAUCUUGGGUUGCUGUCACCCAUGUUUUUCCCAGGUUUAAGAAAUACAAGGAAAAAAGAAAUCUAAGAGUAUUGAAGGAUUGGGAACCCUGCGUGAACACCUCCCGUCGGAUUACCUUCCUCCAUCCCUGCACUCGUGAGGUAAUAGAAUCACAUAUUAUAAGGCUUUGGGUCAAACACAGGUGGGUCUUACCACUCAAGAUGCUUAAGACCAUAAAUUGCUUUAAAUUUAAAAAAAAGGCUCAACCCUUGCCCUUUCUGCAAUUUGACUCUUCCCCUACAGCCACCUGUGUGCCCGGGGCUGACCCAAGAGUCAAAUUUGCCACGGCCCAGGAAGAAUUUCCUCAGGCCGAAAAGAUAACAAAAGAAUCGGGUCCCACCCUGGAGUGGCCUCUCCUUGCUCCCUCACCUAUUGGUGACCUGGGAGGGAUCUCAUCUGAGGGCAAUCAUGAGCCCUCAGAGACACUUCUGACUGAACAGGAGGCCAAGUUGUCUUCUCACUCCUUUACAUCUCACCACAAGGUUCAAAGCUAUGAGAGUGGGACUAUGAAAUGGCCCGACUCAAGAGAUGAGCCUGGGGGUUUAGAUGCACAAAACCCCUGUGAUAGGGUAAAAACAGCAGAGAUGAACUCACAGCUCCAGUAUUUAAGGGACCAAGAAACAACUGAGGUGUUAGAAGGUGAGAGGUCCCCUGGUCUACAACCACAGUCUAAAGACAUCUUGGGAUCCAGCAGACAGCAGUCAGGCAAAAGCAAAUCUAUUAUGGAUGGUGAGACUGCCGAGGCUCGGGCACUCAUGGCCACUAUUGGACAGAUUCUAGAGGAGAAAGUGGCACUUCACCAGGAGCUUCAAGCCAUGAAGUUAAAUGAACACAAACAUGAACUCCAUUCCUCAUUUAUCAUCAAGCCAAAUGAUAUCAAUGUAUUUUUUAUUUCAUUGGGAACAAAACUUGAACUUGAGAUGCCUGACAUGUACUUUGAGAACAUAAUAAAGACCUGA